Molecule: messenger RNA, 1317 nt
Organism: Betta splendens (Siamese fighting fish)
Lineage: Eukaryota; Metazoa; Chordata; Actinopteri; Anabantiformes; Osphronemidae
Product: stonustoxin subunit beta-like
Exons: 5
Coding region: 163-867 (234 amino acids)
Molecular function (GO): protein binding
Source: RefSeq, a predicted model, not a curated record
ACCACCCCACUAGCUAAUUCCUUCACCUGUCCCGCAUUAAAAAGGUAUAUAAGAGUGGUAUUAAGCUAUCACAGCGGAGCCAAUCCACACUCAUCAUACUACAGAAGCCAGUGACAGUAGACUGAGGCUGCCCCUGAGUCGGUCGCUCAAGCUGGUAUCAAGAUGCCUGCAACAACCAGAAUCAUUUCUGACACUCGGAAGUCAGAUAAAGGAAAAAAAGUUGAAGGUGGAAAAGCAUCAGAAAAGAUUCCAGCCUAUGACCCAGAUAUUGCUGAACCUAAAUGCAGAGCUGAUCUCAUCAAACACUGGAUCAACCUUUCCUUGGACGACAAGACAGCCAACAAGGCGUUGUGGAUUACAGAGGGCGGUACUAAGGUGGCCCGCAAGACUGAUGAUCUCACUUGUCCCGUCUUGGAUAGACCAGAAAGAUACGAGUAUGCUCCACAGGUUCUUUGCAAAGAAGGCAUCCUGGGCUUCCGAGGCUACUGGGAGGUGGAGUUUUCAGGAUGGGUCGUGGUUGGGGUUGCGUACGAGCGAGCCGCGAGGAGGAACAUCGAUGGACCCUGCGGCCUGGGGGAAAACGAGGAGUCAUGGGGAAUCGGCUGGAGCGGCUCCAGCUACAAUGCCUGGCAUAACGGCCAGAAUACAGAGAUAGUGGGCAUUCCUAAAUGCUCUACAAUGGGUGUGUACCUUGAUCAGCCUGCUGGAAUCCUUAAUUUCUACGCUGUAGAGGAGGUGGAAGAGGGCGAGGAGGGUAAGGAGGUUAAACCUUUGCAGCAGCUUCGGAGCUCUUUUAAUGGCAAAGUGAUGCCAGGUUUCUGGGUGGGGACACAGUCUCACUGUCUAAUCAUACAGAAAGAGGAAUAAAGAAAAAAAAAUGAUUGUAAAUCAACUCUAAAAGUUGGUGAUCAGAAGCCAAUAUCAAAAACUAAACUAUUUUCAUCAUGUGUAACAAAGGCCUUGGGUACUGAAGUUACAGCUUCAAGACACGAUCAUGAUAGCGUUUGUUUUCCAUUUUACUACAAUAUUAUUACUAACACCAUCUAAACAUUAGCUAUACUUUAUUCACUACAUAGUGUCUCUGAGGUAGAUAGAAGAUAAAUGAGGUGGUUUGUUUCAGAAAGGGAACACAUUGCAGAAUUCUGGACUUUCCUAAAACUACAGGACCACACAAGGAUUAUACUAAUUUACAGAAUUUAUAUAUAUUUGUAUUCCUCCAUUAUUAUUGUUUGCUAAAGAAUUUAUAAGGUUUCCUGGUUUAGUAUUAAUGUAUAUGGAAUGUUAAAUAUGCAAAAGUUUAAAUAAAUAAUAAAUUAA